UGCCAAUGAACUCGACCCCGCUGAUCGUACCGUUCACAUUUCCCGAUGUGCAAACCGGCGAUGAGGCAUUGUUCAGCACGAAGGCACUUAUAGGGGAGACCUGUUCUGAUACUCGCGCUGUCUGUCUUUCUUCAUGGAGAAGACCUACGGAACGAGGGUCCGUGUUGUCAGGCUCUGGAUCCGAAUCUAUCCACGGCGUUGCCAUUGGUUGUGAGGACGGCUCCUUGUUUUUGUUCCAGCGCCCUGUGGACCAUCAUUUCCCUUCGGAUGGGCUCCAAGAAUCGCGCGAUCCCACACCUAUCCUUUCUAGGCCUUCAAGUCCUCUCAGGCAAGGUCAUUCUGGCCGUUCGCACUCGCGUCCUAGGACUCCCUCCUCUCUCACUGGAUUCUCCCCGCUAAAUAUUGCAUCUCGCUCUCGCAUUGUCUCUGGCGUAAACACCGACCAGGUUCAGGCCCCCAAGAACUAUGUCGACUACGAUGAGGAGCCGGAAAAACUAAAGGAGCUUCUCAGAGGUGGUGUGAGAGACACGACGGUCUCAGAUCGGCUCAGCUUACCGUCCUUCGAUAAGGGCCUUACCAUUGAGAAGUCUACACAAGCCACGGGCACACCCUCAGCAGCCGCAACAGCUCGGCGUGGGGACACCACGUUGUCGCCUCCCUCACGUCCCUCACCUACCGCCACUUCCAAGUCAUUGUCUUUAGCCUCCUCCCCUACUCUGCGUCCGUCUGCGCCGCCUUCCCUCUAUGGCUUCCGCCUUGAGCGUCACGUCUUUCCUUCCAGCUCUGGACGCGGUUGCUCUGUUUCUCAACUCCAGCCGCUGAAUUCUGGCAGACACAUUUUAUCACUGCAGGCCAACGGACGUAUCUCUGUCUUUGCUACGCACGAUGGUUCAUGCUGUUGCUCGACCUCAGUAGUAGAGACGACGCUCGCACCUCCCGAGAACCAAAAGGACGUAAAGAUUUCUGGCAAUGUCUGGGCUUGGAAGCGGCUGGAAAUUGUCGAACUGGGAGAGUUCAUAAUUAUCAUGGUGGCUGCCUCCCUUGAUGAAGCAGCGGCUCCGCCUCCGUCAUUGAACGGCCUUGAUGACGAUCAAGUGCAGAUGUCUCGUAUCGCUAUCUUCGAGCUGCGCAAGGGCUUCGAGCUUGAAACUCAAGAAACCCGCAUCGAGAAGCUUGGCGAUUGGUGCAUCGAGGGUGGUGCCGAGGGUAUAGGCAUAUAUCCUAAUCUGGAUGCGUCGCUAACCAUAUACAAUACCAACACCUCACAGCACCUCAUCACUCGGCGAAUGAGCGUCACGCCUCGCUGGCCGCUUCCCACCCUCGGCACCAAACUACACAGCUCCAGUACCACUAACCUUGGUGUUUCAUCUUUCAACCCGUUUCAGGCAGGGCAUGCUCGGCCUAAGGACCAACCUGUAUCUCCAGGUAAAGCAGCUCAAAACCCCGGACGGAUCGAGCUCAAUGACGUGGUUGACUUCGGAGAACUGGUGGCACAGCCAACCAUCAAGGGUUUGCGUAUCAUACGGGUGGAGGAACCCCUCCGGGGAGUCGUUUGGACCGACUCUGACCUCAUCGGAUUCGAAUGCGCUUCGACGAAGCUGGCACGUACAUUCUCUAUACAAGCUGAAGACCUACGAGAUCUCGCAUGGAUUGACGCGGACGCUUUUGGUCUAGUUUUCUCGGAUCGUGUUGAGUUUUUCACUCUCACACGGGUGAAUGCAGACAACGACGAAGUAGAUGAUGCGAAUACUCCUGGAAUCCUGCAUCCACAGGCGGUGAACACCAUCCCACUCGGAGAACAGCAGGCUGCACAUGUCCUCUCUAUGUCGGAAGUCUUGGGCACUACGCUGAGUCGUCAAGGCCGUCGAAAGCUUCUCUACUCUUCCGCACCGUCCGCCACCGACAAAUCAAGCACACCGUCUAAGACCAUGUGGAAAGCCUCUACCGGCAAGAGAUUACAGCAGCCGCGGAUAACAUGCAUGCUUCCUCUGGAAUUAAACCUCCUCAUUCUGGGCUUCAGUGAUGGGAAGAUUGGACGUUCGUCCCUGUCGGAAAUGGCCCACAUUGAUACCCGUCCCCAAACUCGAGAGCUCUCGGAGAUUGCGGUGAAUGGUGCCAUAGUUGACCUGCAUAUCAUCCAGGCGGAGAUUUCUGGACAGCGACUAGUCGUCGGCGGUGCCGAUGAUGGGUCUGUCGUCUUGUGGUCCCUCGAUUCUUUGAAACUUCUAGCGCGUUGGACGGUUUUUACGACACCCCUCGCAGACGUCGUUCAAAUCCGACAGGACAGGGGUGCGCCACUCCGAGGAUGCAUACUCUGCAUUUCUACGGAUGGAACCAUUGCGGUUGUUGCCGUGGAUGAGUAUCAAUUCCUCUACAUCGUCCCAGGAGCCCAGGCACAACUGACGAAAGUCUGCAUCGGUGGCGACAGCCUACUUUUAACAUACGCAAACUCUCGAGCACGACUUUGGGAUGUGAAGACGAAAGAGUUCUGGCGCUCCAUGGACAGGGAAAAGGCGGACGAGAUGCUAUUCCAAGGCGGAUGGCUGGAAGUGUCGCUUGACAACCAUCCACACACACUUCAUGGUGGUAUCGCGGCCCUGGGACCGGCGCUUAGGGGUUCAGACUCGGCCACGACCUUGCUGGUCGACCUGGAACCGUUCCUCGCCCGAGCCGUGUCUAUCGCGAAGUCUCUCCCGUUCGACCGGAAUGAGAAGAACAUUGACAGCGGCAGCAGCAGAGGCGCCAGCAGAGCCCCCAGCCCAAGUAACCAUCAGAACUUGACGCAGAACCUUGAUCGCGAGCAUGUACAACCACCCACAGUCGGUGUUCUCCGGACCAUACUCACGGCGCUUCUGACGCCGGGGUUGAACUCCGACAUAGAUUACAUCUGCACGGAGAGGCUUGGGCUGAAACCGUCCUCGGCGUCUGUUUCUGUGGGGCUCUAUGGAAACGAGUCGACGUGCUUGAAUGUGGUGGAUACGACCGAAGGCGCUUGGUGUAUUUCUCCCGAAGCAUCCGCAGCUCGCGCGCUCGCCAUAAUCUCGUCUCUCCGGACGUUACAUCACUUCCAUCCGUCCGAUGACACGAACACGGUCAUUGCCUUUUACGCUAACGGACUGCAUCAGGCCGUGGGGAAGUAUUUCUGCAGGCCUAGUCUGCCGUAUCUGGCAAAGUGGUGGUUCGAGUCUUGCCUGGAGAUUCGAUCCGCGGCGAGGACUUUGUUCGAUGCUGGAGUUGCGGAUUUGUCGAUUGAGGAGACGAUCUCGUUAGUAGAGAGAUGGCAACAUCAUUUACCGUGCCUCCAACCCGAUGCCGAGCGGAAGUUGCCUUCUGUCGCCAUGUCACUGUUCCUUUGCGGCUACAUCGCCGCGGACAAGUACAACCUUUUGUCUACGAGUGCCCUAAACGACAUCUCAAAAUCCAUAGUCCUCUACCUCACCUCCCCCGACACCGACACGCCCUACCGCCUCCUCUCUAUCGACCUCUGCUCGCGCGGUUUCCCAAUCUGGCAACAAUACGUCGACCCGAUGGAACUCCUCCGUUCCCUCUUCACGCUCGCCACAUCCUCCUCAAAGUCGACCAUCUCCGCCACGUCUCUCGCCCCAGUCUCGGGUAGUCCUGGCUCCGUUACAGGCGUCGGCGGAGGUGGUGGAAUCGGAGUUGGAGGAGGAAGUGGAGGUGGUGGUGGUGGAAUAGGUAUUGGGGGUGCGGGUGGUGGAACGGUGGUGGGCGCGGGCGUGGGAGGAGGUGUGGGACCGCAGGCGCGACAGGCGGUCUUGCAGAUCGCGAGCGAUGCGAGGGGAGGAGGCGGAGCGCUUUUUAUGACGACGUUAAGUUUGGAUAUUUUGCAUCCGAAGGGGUUGGAGCAUCGGAGGAGCGUGAUGCAGUUGGUUGCGUUUUUGAUUCGGAAGAAACCGCUGGUGAUGUAUCCGAACCUUCCCCGACUCAUCGAAGCGGUGGUCAAGUCUCUCGACCCGAAUUCUAAUUCGAACAGGGAGGCCGUACUAGACAGUGCGACAGAGAUCCUAGGACACGUCGUCAAGACCUUCCCAACCGUAGACUUCCACAUGCAAACCCAACGCCUCGCAGUCGGCACCUCCGAGGGCGCGAUCAUCAUGUAUGACCUCAAGACGGGGACGCGGCUGUAUGUGCUCGAGGCGCAUAAGAAGAGACCGGCGGCGUGUAGUUUUAGUCCGGAUGGGAGGAGGCUUGUUACUGUGAGUUUGGAGGAGGGGGUGGUGUUGGUUUGGAAGGUCGGAAGCAGUUUCUCGAGUUUCUUCAUGCCAGGCGCACCACCGCGCCAAGGACACUCGGGAAGCGAGCCUUAUAAGAGUUUAGCGUUCAAUGUCGGGGACGAAGCGACCAUGAGCAUCGAAGAUACGCUCGAUGCGGUCAGGUUCGAGUGGGCGGCGGAGAGGAGCGUGCGGUUGAAGAUCAGGGGGGUUACGUUGACGUUUAGCACGUAGCACGUAGCGUAGCGUACAGCACCGGUUAUAAUGAGGAAGGAAGGAAGGAAAGAAGGUCGUGAGUUUGGGCUUCGCUAUAUUACUUGAUUUGAGAUUAUUCUAGCCGUUUAGUUUUGCGGGCGAAUGACUCGGACGGCGCGAUAUGGGGCCGUAGAUGUGAUUCAAAGCGUUCUCGAGCAAGUGACGGUGUACAAUACUUAUGAGGAGAAGAUGAACUUUUCCUGGUGAGAUGUGUUGCGACUGUGUCUAACUGCUGAACCGUCGAUGGUUGUUUUCGAUGGUGUAUCAUAAUAAAAUGAUACACGGCGCCGAAAUCUGUUGAAGCUCCCGCCGGGCCCGCCUUCAUAUUUCGGGGCUGUGUACGACAUUAUAACAAGCUAAUUCCUACAAGAGUGAGGACUUUCUACGGCGGGUUAGUACAGUCAAAAGGCGUAUACACGAUAUAUUAAGUAACUCAGGCGUACAUACAUACCGGAGUCGAACUACAGCGCCUAAGUCGCGGCGGACUCGGGGAAGCUACCGCGACUGAGCUCUCUGGGAUGAGGCUCAGGGCCGUCCGACUUUGACCCCGAGGGCCAAUGCAGCCGCAAGUCCGCCCUGACCUUUUCUGCAUCUUCGUGUGAGAUGAUGAUGCGGUGAUUUUGGCCGGCGCUGCCAGAGGUCAGAUCGCCGACGAGCGUAUAAAGCCAGAACUUGCAUCCCUCGCCGACGGGCGAGAAGAUGUAAUGGUCCCUCUUAAGGUCUAUGAUGACCUUAAGGACGUCGGAGACGGUCGUUUGAGAUUGGCCAGGUGGAACUAUUACUGUAGCCGAGACGUGAUGGUUC
Stereum hirsutum FP-91666 SS1 is the source of this 5291-nucleotide messenger RNA. RefSeq lists its product as uncharacterized. Gene Ontology annotation, molecular function: protein binding. Lineage: Eukaryota; Fungi; Basidiomycota; Agaricomycetes; Russulales; Stereaceae. Bases 6 to 4466 code for a protein of 1486 amino acids. The record is from RefSeq and is a predicted model, not a curated record. Gene Ontology annotation, cellular component: cytoplasm. The transcript is spliced from 21 exons.